AUGUGUUUCUGCAUUCGUUUCUACACUCCUGCAGAGCCGACUUUGCCUCCUUCCGGAGUGAGGAGUAUAUCUCGAUCUGUCAGGCAACUGGGCGUCUUCGACUUGAUCUCUUGGCGUUCACCAACCUCCCUGUCCGGACACAACGGACGACUGUCCGCCUACGAGGUGCACUGCGAACCCGUCAGCUUUGGCUGGGCUGGUCGGGCACAGGCUUCAGCCGACCUCCUGACGUCACAGACCUUGGCAACCAAUACGGCUGGCUUGGCGUCGGGCGGACUCAGAAAGUCGACGGGUCCGCGGCGUCUCAACCUCACGCAGGCGGCGAGCAGAGCCGCGACCGUCUGGAGCCCGAGUCCCGGGGACCAGGUGACGCGAAGAGGGCGAAAGAAGGGACGCAGCUCGUCUGCUGGCCGAAGGGAGAUGGCCAUGUCCGCGGCCUGGCCUGCGUGGGUCUGGCCGCACGGCGUCGUGCCCCUCCUCCGCGUCCUCUUCGACGGUCAGCCGGCAAGCCCCCUCUGGCACUCUCCGGUACCGCCCAAGGCCGAGCCGGAGGCCGGGCAGACGUCGACCGGACCCAGCGAUUGGGGCAUCCACCCGGAGUCAUGGCAGCCCGAGGCGACGAAUUGCAUGUGCGCAGUGCGAGCCUACACGCCAGCAGGUCCAGGACCCUGGUCGAAACGGCAGAAUGCUGUCCUGAACACACUCUGUACGUUGUCGCGUCCGGAUGCAGCUUCUGCCAUUGCGUCUAUAGCUUAUGCCUCCACUUGCACCUCCACAUUUAUCUUCGUCUCCAUCGCCGCCUUGCCCAACACACAACCUAGGUUGUAGGGUGUUCUUGUCGAGGAUGGACGACAGUUUCGAUCUCGUCUAGCUCUUACCAACACCUCCCAGUGGGACUCGAACCUUGAGUUUCAAGGAAAGCCAUGCAUUUUCAUUCUA
Protopolystoma xenopodis is the source of this 939-nucleotide messenger RNA. Lineage: Eukaryota; Metazoa; Platyhelminthes; Monogenea; Polystomatidea; Polystomatidae. The record is from the annotation of a GenBank genome assembly.